Molecule: messenger RNA, 6684 nt
Organism: Salmo salar (Atlantic salmon)
Lineage: Eukaryota; Metazoa; Chordata; Actinopteri; Salmoniformes; Salmonidae
Product: rapamycin-insensitive companion of mTOR
Biological process (GO): TORC2 signaling; positive regulation of phosphatidylinositol 3-kinase/protein kinase B signal transduction
Cellular component (GO): TORC2 complex
Molecular function (GO): protein serine/threonine kinase activator activity; nucleic acid binding
Source: RefSeq, a predicted model, not a curated record
AGGGAACUCCUCCAAGACUGUUGGAAAAGUGUUCCAGAACCCUCUGACAACUUGCGUGAAAUCCUUCAAAAUGUCGCCAAGCCACACGGCAUCACCAACAUGCGGAAACUGGGCCACCUGAACAAUUUAAUAAAGCUGCUAAGCAGCAUUGGCCAUUGCGAGGAGAAGUUUGGGUUUACAUAUGAAGAAAUCAUCAUCUGCCUGCGGUUAGCCUUGCUGAACGAGGCCAAGGAGGUGCGUGCUGCAGGGCUGAGGGCUCUGAGGUACCUCAUCAGAGACAACAAUGUGCUGCAAAAGGUCCUCAGACUGCAGGUGGACUACUUGGUCGCCAGGUGCAUUGACAUCCAGCAGAGCAAUGAGGGGGAGAGGACUCAGGCCCUCCGGCUGGUCAGAAAGAUGAUCACAGUGAACCCCCUGCUGUUCCCCAGCUCUGUCACCAACUCUCUGAUCGCCGUGGGAACAGACGGGCUGCAGGAGAGGGACCGCAUGGUCCGUGCCGCUAUCGCCAUCGUCUGCGAACUGGCGUUGAAGAACCCGGAGGUAGUGACCAAGAGGGGGGGUCUCAGCGCCAUCUUAAAGAGUGUGAUUGACUGUCAGCUGAGCCGCAUCAAUGAGGCUCUGAUCACCACCAUCCUCCACCUGCUCAACCAUCCACACACCAGGCAAUACAUACGCAAUGAUGUGGAGCUGGAGCAAAUCCUAGCACCUUUCACAGACUUCCACUACCGCCACAAUGCCGACACAUCAGAGAGCCAGCUCAAGGAGGACCGUGAAGCUUGUUUCCUGUCCAGCAGGAUGGCUAUAGUAGCUUCCUUCCGUUCCUGGUCUGGUAUCAUUAACCUCUGUAGGGCCGGGAACUCUGGGAUCCAGUCCCUGAUUGGUCUGCUGUGUAUACCAAAUAUGGAAGUGAGGGAAGGUUUAAUGGAGGUGUUGUAUGAGAUAUUCAGGCUUCCUCUCCCCAUCGUAACCCAGGACUUUACUGAAGCACUUCUCAGCGUGGACCCCAGUAGGUGCCAGGACAGCUGGAGACUGUCUGAUGGUUUUGUGGCUGCAGAGGCUAAAGUCAUCCUGCUCCAUGGAGCCAGGUCCAGGCCUGACCUGAUAGAUAACUACCUGGCCUUGUUACUGUCUGCCUUCAUCUCCAGUGGCCUGCUAGAGGGUCUGGUAGAGGUGGUGACCAGCAGUGAGGCCCAGAUAUCAGUGAGAGCCACCAUCCUACUAGGAGAACUACUACACAUGGCCAACACCAUCCUCCCUCACUCCCACAGUCACCACCUGCACUGUCUGCCCACCCUCAUCAACAUGGCUGCCUCUUUUGACAUCCCCCAGGAGAAACGCCUUCGGGCGAGUGCGGCGGUCAACCACUUGAAGUGUUUCCAUGACAAGAAGAAGCAAGGACCCAAACCCCAUAGUCUGUAUCUCGACCAUAUCAUCCGCAAGUCUGUGACACACACACGAGUACACAGAGACAUCUAUACUAUUAUGGACACAGAGGAAGCACUGAUGUUGAACCUGAGGGACAGUCAGAUCCUCAACCACAAACAGAACCUUGACUGGAACUGGCUCCUCAUCGCAACCAUCCUCAAGUGGCCCAACAUUAACCUCAGGAACAACAAAGAUGAACAGAUGCACAAGUUUGUGCGGAGGCUGCUGUACUUCUAUAAGCCCAGUAGUAAGCUGUAUGCAGGUCUGGAGCUAGACCAUCCUAAAGCCAGACAGCUCACUCUGGUAGGAUGCCAGUUCAUCGAGUUCCUCAUAGAGUCUGACGAGGAUGGCCAGGCAUACCUGGAGGAGCUGGUGAAGGACAUGGUGGCCUGGCUGUCCUUGUCCUCUGGCCUGAAGCCUGACCCCUGUCUCCAGAGCAACGGGCUGCUCACCACCCUCAGCCAGCACUACUUCCUGUUACUGGGGACCCUCUCAGCCCACCUACACGGGAUUAAACUGCUAGAGAAGUGCAGCCUCUUUCAGUGUCUGCUGAACCUGUGCUCUGUGAAAAACCAGGACGUUGUGUUGAAGCUGGCUGUGUCUACUCUGGACUACAGCAGAGAUGGACUGGCCAGAGUCAUCCUUUCCAAGAUCCUCACUGCCGCCACUGAUACGUGCAGGCUGUAUGCCACCAAGCACCUGCGUGUGUUGCUGAGGGCAGGGGUGGAGUUCUUCAGUAACUGGGGCAUGGAGCUGCUGGUCACCCAGCUGCACGACCACAGCAAAGCUGUCUCCUUGGAGGCCCUGGACAUACUGGACGAGGCCUGCGAGGACAAGGCUAACCUCCAUGCUCUGAUCCAGCUCAAACCAGCUCUGUCCCACCUGGGAGACAAGGGCCUUCUACUGCUCCUCAGGUUCCUGUCUAUUCCUAAGGGCUUCUCUUACCUCAACGAGAGGGGCUACGUCAGCAAACAGUUGGACAGAUGGCAGAAGGAGUACAACCUGAGGUACGUCGAUCUGAUAGAGGAGCAGCUGAAUGAAGCGUUAACUACAUACCGUAAACCUGUGGACGGAGACAACUACGUCAGACGCAGCAACCAAAGGUUACAGAGACCAAAUGUUUAUCUUCCUGUGCACUUGUAUGGUCAGCUGGUCCAUGAUAAGACAGGCUGCCAUCUACUGGAGGCUCAGAGUGUGGUUCCUGACCUCAGCUACACGGUUCGCUGCCCGAUGCUGGACACCUGGGAGGGCAUCAAACAGCUGAAGGCAGCCCUCUGGGCUCUGGGUAACAUUGGCUCAUCCAACUGGGGUCUGAACCUGCUGCAGGAUGAGAACGUCAUCCCUGACAUCCUGGCUUUGGCACAACACUGUGAGGUCCUGUCCAUACGUGGGACUUGUGUGUACGUCUUAGGCGUGAUCUCCAAGACACGGCAGGGCUGUGAAGUGUUGAAACGGUAUGGCUGGGAUGCGGUCAGACACAGUCGGCGGACGCUGUGGCCCGUCACCCCUGACGAGGUGGACACACUGAUGACCUCUGAACUCUCCUCCGUACCAAGCACGCUCAGUCUCGACUCCGAGUCCACUAGCUCCCAACACAAUAGCGAGAGCGAGUCCCAGCCCCACAUGUACAUCCUGGAUGAUUACAAGUGUGACAUGUUGGACCAAUCAAACGAUGCCUCCCUCUACCUGCACUCCAAACCCGGGAAGGACCGCAGCCCCUUCACCAUCCUGGCCUCGACCCGCUUCGUACGCAACCGCUUCCUCAACUCCCUGACCCUCCCCAGAAAGAAGCUGCGCUCCACCAGUGACCCCAAGGCAGUGGGGGGCAGCUGCACCCCCACCGAGCCCAAACUGGGGGGGCUGAGAAGGAACAGGACGGUCACAGAGCCCUCUAUCUACUCCUCAUCGCAGGGCGACGUGUUUACGCCUGUAUUCAAUGGGAGAGGCUUACCCAAGAGUCCCACAGUCAGCCUGGAAACCUCCUUUGUGGUGACCAGCGGCUCGGGGGAGGGGUCAGAGGGGCAGCUGGUAGAGAGGAGGCUAGACCAGGCUGGUGGAGGGGGUACUGGGCUGCGGGGUCCUGGAGAGCCUCCCUCCAGGGAACAGAGUAGCCGGGAACGUCUAGCGGGAGGAGAUGGUGGUUCCUCUUCCUCCGGAGGGGGGGGAGGAGGAGGGGGAGGAGGAGGGGGAGGGACUCAGUUUAAAAGCCGCAGUCAGAGCUUCAACACCACCACUAGCGGCAUCAGCUCCAUGAGCUCCAGCCCCUUCCGUGAGACCGCUGGAAACCCUGAGCCCGAACCAGACUCCUCGGACUGCGUCAGCCUUAACACAGUGGUCUCGGCCAAGACCGUAAAAAUGCUGUACUCCCUCAGCCCAACCCAGGCCCAGACCAACCACCUGCCCCUUUCCAAGUCUAACUCUGUCUCCCUGUUCCCCGCUGGCUACUCACAUACCCUCCCCCGCAGAUCCCAGAGUCUCAAGUCUCCCUCCAUGACGGCUAUUAAGAGCCUGGCGGACUGCAGUUUCAUGUACACCAGCCCGCGGGAUGCGCUAGGCUAUGCUACUCUGAAGAAGCUGCAGCAGCAGAGGAUCCAUCCGUCUCUGUCUCAUAGUGAGGCGUUAGCGUCGCCCGCUAAAGACGUACUGUUCACUGACGCUAUCACUAUGAAGACUGGUAGUCUGGACUCGAGGCUGAUGCCGCGCAGGUUGUCUGCUAAGAGGGUCAGCUGUCCAGUUGUCCAGCCACACCGCAGGAUGUCCAUCUCUAUGCCUUGGUUUCUGAAGGCGUUGAGCUUUGCGUCUCUGGACAAGGAGGAUCUGCUCAGCCCCAUCAACCAGAGCACUCUGCACCGUUCCUCCUCAGUGAGAUCCAUGGUGUCCAGCGCCACCUACAGCUGUAAUGACGACUACGUGGGCCUGGCGCUGCCCAUGGACAUCAACGACAUGUUCCACAUCCGAGACGCGCCUUACUUCCAACAGAAGACCAGCCUGCCUGCCGACGACAAGUGCCCAUUCUACUUUGGAGACUCUGAAUGUGACGGUGGUCGUCCCUAUCCCCGUAUUCCACUGCUGAAGCAGCAGUUCAGUAUCUCAGAGCUGAUGGCCAGCAGAGAGAACAACCAGAACCACAUCCUGGGUGUAGAGGAGACGGGUCUACAGGAACACACUGAUGACAACUGUCUCUACUGCGUAGGAACUACUGUACUGGGCCACCACACACAGCCUCAGAUCAACAACACAUGCAGAGGUGGCAAGGGGAUAUCUUACGACGGCCCGGCCUGUCGGGUUCUGCUGAGGAAGGAAGUGCUUCGCCUCGUCAUCAACCUCAGCUCUUCUGUUGGAACCAAGGGCCACGAAACAGGACUACUGACGAUAAAGGAGAAGUUUCCCUAUGCGUUUGAUGAUAUCUGUUUGUACUCUGAGGUGUCUCACUUGCUGGCCCACUGUAUGUUCCGCCUGCCAUCUCGACGCUUCAUACAGGAACUCUUUCAGGAUGUACACUUCAUACCGAUGUACGAGGAAGCAGAAGUGAUCCUGUCGAAGCCACCAAAGCCUGUCGGAGUGGAUAUAGACCGUCCCACGGAAUCCUGAUCAUCGUCCCCAUCGUCCCCAUCCCCACCCCGUCUCCCUGUCAACCCCCCUCCCUCCAACCUUCACAUAGAGAUAACGACAGCAACGGAGUGGGAGAAUAGAGGGAGCGGCAGGUAGCCUGGUGGUUAGAGCGUUGGACUUUUAACCGAAAGGUUGCUAGUUUUAAUCCCCGAGUUGACAAGGUAAAAAUGUUUCUGCCCCUCAACAAGGCUGUUAACCCACUGUUCCUAGGCCGUCAUUGAAAAUAGGAAUUUGUUCUUAACUGACUUGCCUAGUUAAAUAAAGGUAAAGAAAAUGGGGGGUGAAGAGAAUGAGGAACGGGGCUAAAACAGGAUGGGAUACCCACAGUAUGUUGUUGAAGCUUAGGAUGGAGGGAGCACGGAUGAGAGGAGCGGAGGAUCAUGGAUGUUAAAGAACGAGGAAAAGGGUUGUCUCCCUCCCAUCGCUUAAAAAAAAAGAGGAGAUGGACUGUCUGAGAACAAAUGAAACCUGACACACCUCGUCCUGUUCCUCCCCAUCUCCAACAGGGGGAGCAGUUUUCCCAAAAAGGGGAUGUUUAGUCCGUCCAGGUCAGUGCUGGUCCCAUCCUCUUCUCCCUCCAUAUGGAAACACUACAGAAGGUUCCAGGAGCCUCCCUCAUAGUCAUACCCUCAGUAUGUUUCUCCUGUGUCCCCGUGCGUUUAUCCAUUUCAACUCUGCUCAAAGACUCGUUCUAGUUCAAACAACUGUUUUUCUAUUCAUUUCUACAGACAAUCAAACAUCAGUAGUGUUUUUUUAUUAUUUAACCAUCACUCUCUUCCCAUCUGGACACAUAAAACAGAACUUCUGUGCCUUGCUGUCUGUUAAGCCUUGUGUAAUUCCUCUGUCUCUGACCCUGGUCUGAAAAGACACUGCUUCUGACAAUGCCAACAGCCGUGUUCUCUCACCUUUCAUUGGUUAUUUUUAUGGAUGUUGUCAGAAACUGCCAUGAAAUAUGCUGGUACGUAACGUGUAGUGUAUUAUUGUUUCAUCGAUUGUACAUAUUCAAAGAGCGAGAGGCUACAGCACCUGGUUGCCCUUCCCAAACCCUACCUCUGUGCUUUGUUCUUACUGCAUGUGCAAACAGCAUAUUGAAAUAUUACAUCAUCAUUGUCACUAUUCUUCUGGAAAUUAUUAAUAUAUUUCUUCCAAAUGCUUCUAAUACUUUCAUUGUCUUAAAUCAUGAUAGGUUGUCAUCACUUAUUUACAAACUGGGGAAAGUAACGGUCCCUAAGUUAUUUUCUCAAUGCAACAUUGCUGUCUAUCAUUGGCUGAGAUGAGGGACAGGUAGAUGUGAUAUUUUAUGGAUUGGCAUAAGAUUUUCAUGGGAAACGUUUUGUUUUGCUAUUAUGCUGCUACACAUGUGGACUUAUAGGGAUGAUUUAUAGAUUGGCUGAGUGAUGUGAGAUCUAUUUAUUAUAUAUCUGUACAAUAGCAGAGAGAGAGAGAUGAGAGAAGAGAAAAUGUAUUUAUUUUUUCCUUGAUACUGUAUUAUAAUUUUAAAUAUUUUUUUUAUUUUUUGUUGCCUGAAUCGUGGUUUCCCUUGUGUAAUGUGGGUCGUGUGUUUUGGGGUAUUUCUGACCUAUAGAAGCAUACACUCUAUCAAAGGGAUGCAUUGUUAAUAAAAACUAAUGUCAUGAACAAUCCAAA